AUGAAUGCGGCUUUUUUAUAUGCAUCUAAAGAUGAUCGAAAUAUGUAUUCAUGUCCUAUACUUCCUCGGCAUAUGUCUGUAGCCAUUGAUGAAAUGAAUUAUAAAUUAACUUAUGAAGAACUCAUUGGUGGAGUGUUAAAUAUUCGUACGGAACAUUUUCUAGCUGUUAACGGUUACAGUAAUCUUUAUUGGGGUUGGGGUGCAGAAGAUGACGAUCUCUAUUAUCGAUUCAAAGAAGUAUCCAUCAAAAUCAUCCGUCCACCCGCAUCUAUAGCUCGAUAUAAAAUGUUGCAACAUACAAAACGUGUGCCAUCAGUAUGGAAUAAGCGAGCAAAACUACUCUAUUCGGCAGCUAAACGUUACACUUGGGAUGGGGUGUCAUCUGCUCGGUAUAAUACCACAUCUGUUAUAGCCUAUCCGUUAUUUACACAUCUGACUAUCGAUGUUGGUUUACCACCUCCUGGUUUUAGUUAA
Messenger RNA from Adineta ricciae, 474 nucleotides. The record is from the annotation of a GenBank genome assembly. Lineage: Eukaryota; Metazoa; Rotifera; Eurotatoria; Adinetida; Adinetidae.